AAACGAGAAGAGAGAAGGGAUGAGCCGACGAGCGACCAAAAGCGAAAAAAUUCGGUUGGAGCAGAGAGUAAAAAACUGCGGUUCUGAAAAAGGGAGGGAGCGCGAGCGAGCUUCUGAAACUCUUUCUUUGUUAGGGGCUUAGGGCUUUUGACCUGCUUUGCUUCUAGGGUUUCUAUUUCCUUCUGAUCUUCGACGGUUGGGAAUUUGAAGCAUUAGCUGGGAUUUGCUCGAAUUCUUUGCGAUCUAGCCGGAAUAUUUCUGCCGUUCACUGGUUUCCGAUUUCUUGACGGCGUUUUCAGGAUAGUUUUCGUUUGCAAAUAUGGUGAAUUCCUUGGUCGAACGGGCUACAAGUGAUAUGCUGAUCGGUCCCGAUUGGGCGAUGAACAUUGAGAUCUGUGAUAUUCUAAAUCACGAUCCUGGGCAAGCAAAGGAUGUUGUUAAAGGCUUAAAAAAGCGUCUUGGAAGCAAGAAUCCAAAGGUCCAACUUCUUGCCCUCACACUACUGGAGACAUUGAUAAAAAACUGUGGGGACAUUGUCCAUAUGCAUGUUGCAGAAAAAGAUAUUCUUCAUGAAAUGGUGAAGAUAGUAAAAAAGAAGCCUGACUUUCAUGUCAAGGAGAAAAUACUGACUCUAAUAGAUACUUGGCAAGAAACUUUUGGAGGACCAAGGGCAAGAUAUUCACAAUAUUAUGCUGCAUACCAGGAGUUGUUGCGUGCUGGAGCAGUAUUUCCUCGGAGAUCUGAGAGGUCUGCACCCAUAUUCACACCUCCACAAACACAGCCAUUAUCAUCCUAUCCUCAAAAUCUGCGUAAUUCUGAUUAUCAGCAAGAGGUAGCUGAGUCUUCUGCAAAUUCUGAAUUUCCAACCCUGAGCCUGACAGAAAUUCAAAAUGCACGGGGUAUCAUGGAUGUCCUUGCAGAAAUGCUAAAUGCUUUAGAUCCAGGGAACAAAGAGGGGCUCAGGCAGGAGGUAAUUGUGGACCUGGUCGACCAGUGCCGCACAUACAAGCAGAGAGUAGUUCACCUUGUUAACACAACAUCGGAUGAAUCUUUGCUUUGUCAAGGACUAGCAUUGAAUGAUGACUUGCAGCGUUUACUGGCAAAACAUGAAGCAAUUGCUUCAGGAACUUCUGUCCAAGUGGAGAAACCUAAACCUCUUCAGGAACCUCUUCAGGCUCUUGUAGAUGUUGACAGAGCUGCAGUAACUUCCCGAGAGAAUACACAGCCUGAUGGGAGGUCUACUUCAAGUUCUAAUCCAGGGAGUCAACCUUCUCUUCAGUUGGUCCCAGUAACUCCUUCAGCAACGGCUGACCCAAAAAUGGACCUUCUCAGUGGGGAUAUUUACAAUUCACCAACUCAGGGGAAUUCACUAGCUCUUGUCCCCGUUGGAGAGCCCCAGCCAUUCGGUCCUGCUGCAUCACAGCAGACAGUUGAUCCUUUAGCUCAGCAGAACCUUCUUGCUCUUUCUGACAUGUUUCCCCAAAGCAAUAAUACCACGGAUUCUAUGAAUUCCAACUCAACAUAUCCAGCUGCACAAACAUACCCUUCAGCAGCACAGUUUCCUCAGCAGCAGCAAUUGCAGCCACCACAACCCACAUUUUAUUCGAAUGGAAGUACCCCAAACAUGGGUUUACCUCAAUCACCAAAUGCCAAUCCUCCAUGGAACAACCAGGUUGCUCAAGGCUUUAACCACCAGCAAGAACAGCCUGUAUAUGGUGCAAGUUCUCAAAGCAGUGGCACACUGCCACCACCACCAUGGGAUAGUCAACCAAUGGAAGCAAGCCAACAGUCAGGCACUUAUUACCCCCAACCAAUGCAAGUUACCCAUGUGGUGGUCACACACUCCCAACCGGUACAGAGUGACUUAAAUUCUCAGCCUAUGGGGAAUAACCAGGGGAUUGGUAUGUAUGUUCAGCCCGUUCCAAGCACCCAACUAGCAGCCAUUAAUCAUCAGUCGAUUCAGAACAAUCAAAUGUUGGGCAUGCUUCCUCAGCCAAUCCAGGCAGGGCAGAUGAUGGGCAUGCUUCCUCCACCAAUUCUAGCCAGCCAGAUGGCACAUAUGAAUCUUCAGCCAAUGCAAAACGUUGGGUACGGGUAUGGUGCACAGGCUCAGUUCCUUGAACAGAGGAUGUAUGGGCUCUCAGUACAAGACGACAAUGCUUUGAGGAACUCUUAUUCCUUGGGAUCGACGACAUCAUCAUACCUGCCACCUAUGAAACCAUCCAAGCCAGAGGAUAAGUUGUUUGGCGACCUUGUGGACAUGGCCAAGUCAAAGACGAAGAAAAUCACUCCUGGGCUGUCAGGAAGUAUGUAAAAUGAUUGAUGUGAUGUUUUUUGUUCUUAUUUUUUCCCCUAAAAUUUUCAAAAUCUUACUUAUUUUUCUAUAUAUUUUCCUUCACUUUGAUCUGCUAUUGUAUUGCUUGUCUGGCGAUUGAAAUCAUGUACAUUCCCUGUAGAGAGAAAUUGAAAAUCAGACAUUUCCUUUGUUUAGGA
Messenger RNA from Nelumbo nucifera (sacred lotus), 2493 nucleotides. Its product is annotated as TOM1-like protein 9. Gene Ontology annotation, biological process: protein transport to vacuole involved in ubiquitin-dependent protein catabolic process via the multivesicular body sorting pathway. The record is from RefSeq and is a predicted model, not a curated record. Lineage: Eukaryota; Viridiplantae; Streptophyta; Magnoliopsida; Proteales; Nelumbonaceae. Gene Ontology annotation, molecular function: ubiquitin binding; phosphatidylinositol binding.